This is a messenger RNA of Adineta steineri, 3039 nucleotides long. NCBI's taxonomy places the organism in Eukaryota, Metazoa, Rotifera, Eurotatoria, Adinetida, Adinetidae. The record is from the annotation of a GenBank genome assembly.
AUGUAUAUAUAUCUUUCUCUAAUAACAAUCUUAAUUUGUUCAUCCGAUAUUCUAUGUCAACGUUCAUCACCAUUACAAGUUGAAAAAGAUACAGCAGUUUAUGAUUUACUUCAAAAUUAUCAUCAUUAUACGGAACUUGAUCGUCUUUUAAAUCAAUGGGCAGCUAAUUAUUCGAAAAUUGCUGAAGUAUUCAGUGUAGGUAAAAGUUUUACUGGUCGAGAUUUAUUGACUAUGCAUCUAACAUCUCCACUUACUACUGACAUUGAAAAAGAACAAGAUGAAAAUCAAUUAUUAAAACCAAAAUUUAAAUGGAUUGCAAAUAUGCAUGGUGAUGAAACUAUAGGACGUGAAAUGAUGAUUGCUUUGAUAUAUCAUUUAUUACUUAAUUCUCAAUCGAAUACACGUAUAGCUCGUUUAUUAUCUACAACAGAUAUUUAUAUCAUGCCUAGUAUGAAUCCGGAUGGUUUUGAAAGUUCUGCUGAAGGUGUAUGUGAUAGUCGUAGUUUACACGGUCGUGGUAAUACAAAGAAUAUUGAUCUUAAUCGAGAUUUUCCAUCACCAUUUACACCACUUAAACAAUGGAAAAAUGGUUCUACUGCUGAUCUUUUUUAUGGAAGACAACCAGAAACAAUUGCUGUUAUGAAAUGGAUUCUAAAAGAAAAUUUUGUUCUUAGUGCUAAUUUACAUGGUGGUUCAGUUGUUGCAUCAUAUCCAUAUGAUGAAACCGCAUAUCAUACUGCUAAUACAUAUGGCGAAUCACCAGAUGAUUCAUUAUUUCGAUAUAUAGCACGUACUUAUGCUACUAAACAUUUAACAAUGAGUAAAAGCGAUGGAUGUGGUGAGAAAUUUGCUGAAGGAAUAACAAAUGGUGCCAAAUGGUAUGAUGUACCAGGUGGUAUGCAAGAUUUUAAUUAUUUACAUAGUAAUGCAUUUGAAAUAACAUUGGAAUUAAGUUGCUGUAAAUAUCCAUCAGCAGGUGAUGGUACUCUUAAAACUGAAUGGGAUAAUAAUAAAGAAGCAUUACUUGCAUAUAUGGAAAUGAGUCAUCUUGGUGUUAAAGGUUUUAUUCGUGAUGCUGAAACACGAACUGGUAUUUCAGGUGCAUUAAUUCAAGCUGAAGGUAUUCUUCAUCCAAUUCGUAGUGUUAAACAUGGUGCCUAUUGGCGUUUAUUAUUACCUGGUUUACAUAAUAUAACAAUAACAGCAGCUGGAUAUUUACCACAAACGAAAUUCAAUGUCAAUGUAACCAAUGAAAAUUCAACAAGUGCUCUUCGUCUUGAUUUUAAUUUACAACCAAUUGCUCAUAAUACAUCAUCAUCAACAACAACAACUAAGGAUGUUUCCUCAACCAAUGAUGUUUAUAAUUUAUUAUCAAAUUAUGCUGACAAAUUAAUGAAUAAUUCACGUGAUGAUGUUCUUAAAGCUUUAGUUGAUCCACAAUAUAAGCCUGUUUAUCAUAAUUAUCAGUCAAUGGUUGAAAAAUUAAAAGAAUUAAAUAAUAAAUAUCCGAAUAUAACAAGUUUAUAUACAAUUGGUAAAAGUAAUGAACAACGUGAUCUUUGGGUUAUGAUUGUUAGUGAUCAACCACUUACACAUGAACCAGGUGAGCCCGAAGUUAAAUAUAUUGGAAAUAUACAUGGUGAUGAAAGUGUUGGACGUGAAUGUUUAAUUCUUUUUAUUGAAUAUUUAUGUAUUAAUUACGGUCAAAAUGAAUAUAUUACUCAUCUUGUUAAUAAUGUUCGUAUUCAUAUUAUGCCAACUAUGAAUCCAGAUGGUUUUGAAUAUGAAUAUAAACAAACAGUACAUGCUCAAGGAAUACAUGCUCCAGGACAAGGUCGUUUGAAUGCAAAUAAAAUUGAUUUAAAUCGAAAUUUUCCAAAAAUUGAACUUGAACAUGUUACAAAUGAAAAUCAAAAUGAUAUUGCUAUACCAAAACAAAAUGUAGAUAAUGGUGGAUAUCGUUUAGAUAAAUUAACUAAUUCAGAACAACAUCUUGAACCCGAAGUUCGUGCUGCUAUGCAUUGGUCAAUUAUAUAUCCAUUUGUUUUAUCAGGAAAUUUACAUGGUGGUGCUCUUGUUGCUAAUUAUCCAUAUGAUAAUCGAGUAGUUGGUUCUUCUACUAAAGAAAGUAAAUCACCUGAUGAUAAAACAUUUCAAAUGUUAGCUAAAGCUUAUUCACAUGCUCACCCUAAAAUGUAUAAAGGUGAUUCAUGUAUUAAAUUUAGUGAUGGAAUAACUAAUGGUGCUGCAUGGUAUGUUGUUGAUGGUGGUAUGCAAGAUUGGUCAUAUGCAUAUACAUCUGAUAUGGAAGUAACAAUUGAAUUAGGUUGUACCAAAUAUCCUGAUGAAGCAGAUCUAAAAUCUUAUUGGGAUGAUAAUAAAGGAGCUUUAUUAGCUUAUAUCACUCAAGUUGUUCAUGGUAUUCGUGGUUUUGCAUUCGAUUCAAAAACUAAAAUACCUUUAUCAGGUGUUGUUAUUCAUGUUCAUGGUAAUCAACAUAAUGUGACUACAUAUCGUGAUGGUGAUUUUUUCCGUUUAAUAACACCCGGUGUAUAUGACAUAACAGCUGAACGUAUUGGAUAUCAAUCCGAAACAAAACAAAAUAUACUUGUUGGUAGUCAAUCAUCAACAUAUGUUGAAUUUAAAUUAAAACGUAAAGAUUCUUCCAAUGAUAGCGAUAAACAAGGACCAUUUUCAACAUUUGUUGAUUCAACAUCAACAAAUAUUAAAACAAUUUAUCGUCAAGUUAAAGAAUUUGUUCUUUAUCGAACACUCUUUCUUAUUAUUUCUGGAAUAUGUGCCUUAGUAUUAGCUAUUAUAUUUGCUAUGGUUGUGAUAUAUUUAAAAUGUUGUCAAGGAUCAACAUCACGCUCUCAUACUGGUUUUCAACGAUAUGAACCUUUAGUUCAAGAUGAGAAUGACUUACCUAGAAUAGAACGUGUUCAAGGAAGAAAAAAUCAUCCUAUGGCAAGUGAUUCAGAUGAUGAAGAUAAUGAAACAUUAUUUUCAUCUAAAAUGAAUAAAUCAAUGAUUCCUUAA